Molecule: messenger RNA, 1124 nt
Organism: Poecilia latipinna (sailfin molly)
Lineage: Eukaryota; Metazoa; Chordata; Actinopteri; Cyprinodontiformes; Poeciliidae
Gene: prdx1
Product: peroxiredoxin 1
Exons: 6
Coding region: 121-717 (198 amino acids)
Biological process (GO): response to oxidative stress; cell redox homeostasis; removal of superoxide radicals
Cellular component (GO): cytosol
Molecular function (GO): thioredoxin peroxidase activity
Source: RefSeq, a predicted model, not a curated record
UGUUUGGUAAAAGUAUCGCGAGAUUUUGGUGAAAGUAUAUAAAUCCAGUCGACAAAGCCAGCCGCUGCACUCUGUACAGCUGUGGAUGCGAGGAGAAAUUCUACAAAAGUCUGACUGAAGAUGGCUGCAGGCAACGCAAAGAUUGGAAAACUGGCCCCAGACUUCUUGGCUAAAGCGGUGAUGCCGGAUGGACAGUUCCAGGACCUGAAGCUGUCGGAUUAUAGAGGAAAGUAUGUUGUCUUCUUCUUUUAUCCGCUGGACUUCACGUUUGUGUGUCCCACCGAGAUCAUCGCUUUUAGCGAUGCCGCUGAGGAGUUCAGGAAGAUUGGCUGCGAAGUCAUCGCUGCCUCCGUAGACUCUCACUUCUCCCAUUUUGCAUGGACGAACACACCACGUAAACAGGGCGGUCUAGGUGCCAUGAAGAUCCCACUUGUGUCUGACACGCGGCGCACCAUCUCCACAGACUACGGUGUCCUGAAGGAGGAUGAAGGCAUCGCCUACAGGGGUCUGUUCAUCAUUGAUGACAAGGGUAUCCUGAGACAAAUCACCAUCAACGACCUCCCAGUUGGACGCUCCGUUGAGGAGACCUUGCGUUUGGUUCAAGCAUUUCAGUUCACAGACAAACAUGGAGAAGUCUGUCCAGCUGGCUGGAAACCAGGAAGUGACACCAUCAAGCCAGACGUGCAGAAAAGCAAAGAUUUCUUCUCCAAGCAGUAAUAAACUCAAGACCACAGUCUGCUGUCUGCUCUAGCAGAUUUCAUUUUGUGAUAGCACGUCCAAUAAUGUUUGAGUCAGAGCUAUGUCGUCAUCAUACAGUGUGUGUAUUAUGUCUGUGUAAACUGUGGCCCUGGGACCAAUGGACAGUAAUUAUGCUGUGGUAGCUAUUUUAUACUGUGGUCAGUUUUUGACAGGUCUGAGCAGUCGAUCAUUAGUGGUACAUACAAAGGAGCAAAGUUGAGCCUAUCUGUGCUCAAAAUGUUGUUGUUUUUUCUAUACCCUGAACAAAAUUCUUAUUUCACCUGAAUAAAUGAUGUGUUUCACUUAUAUGGUGAUGUUUUCAUGUUCGUCAACAAAACUGUUACAAUUUCUGAAAACCUUCAAAUUUAAAUAAAUUGUAAAAUUAA